This is a messenger RNA of Culex quinquefasciatus (southern house mosquito), 2669 nucleotides long. RefSeq names its product sodium/hydrogen exchanger 7 (gene Nhe3). Gene Ontology annotation, cellular component: recycling endosome; membrane. Gene Ontology annotation, molecular function: sodium:proton antiporter activity. The transcript has 14 exons. The record is from RefSeq and is a predicted model, not a curated record. Lineage: Eukaryota; Metazoa; Arthropoda; Insecta; Diptera; Culicidae. Bases 231 to 2405 code for a protein of 724 amino acids. Gene Ontology annotation, biological process: sodium ion transport; regulation of pH; proton transmembrane transport.
GCGAUAAUAAACAAAUAGUGAAAAUUUAUCAUAACUUGAGUGGCCGUCGCGAUCGCAAGAGUGUAAUUCCGUAUUAAUUUCGCAAACCCCCGGCGGAGAAAGUGUCCUCGCUAGUGUCGCGCGAAUCAAUCCGGUUCCGGGCUCCGGAACCGAGUAAAGUUCCCGCGAUUAGUCGCGCCUGGGGGGGAACAUUCGAAAGUUUGUGCAAUUUCGUGAAGUGAAGUGAAAAGAUGGGGCGCGCAAGUAUGAGCCUCCGGAAUGUUCGUUCCGAGCUGAGUGUGUGGUUUGUGGUGGCCUGUGGGGGGCUGCUGCUGGCGAGCCAGGGAUGCCUCGGGGAGUCCACCGAUAUCGAGCUGGACGCGAAGGCCAACAAGAUCCACCAGAUCGAUUCGCUGAACCUGCUGCUGUACACCUUCCUGCUGACUUUGACCGUGCUCACGAUUUGGCUGUUCAAGCAUCGGCGGGUCUCGUGGCUUCACGAGACAGGACUGGCCGUCAUCUACGGCCUCAUCGUGGGCGCCAUCAUCCGGUAUGCUGGCACGACGACGCCCAUCACGCACGUGACGGUCGACCCGCAGCCGGACGCCCGCUUCAACCAGAGCCUACCUCCGGACACGCUCUGGUUGCUCUUUCCGGGCAAGCUGGAACCGGUCGACGCCAACUCACCGCAGACACCGGUGCGGGCCAACAAAACCUACUCGUACUCGUUCCGCGGCGAGGUGGCCAAACUCGAAGAGAACGAGAUCGACCUGAAGGCCACCUUCGAUCCUGAGAUUUUCUUCAACAUCAUCCUCCCGCCAAUCAUCUUCCACGCCGGGUACAGCUUGAAGCGGAAAUACUUUUUCCGCAAUCUGGGAGCCAUCCUCACGUUUGCCAUAAUCGGAACGACACUGUCGGCGUUCCUGAUCGGUGCCCUGAUGUACGGGUUCGUCCAGAUGAUGCCAAAUCUUAGUGCCAGCUUCACCUUCCUGGACACGUUGUACUUUGGCGCGCUGAUUUCCCCAACCGAUCCACUCACCAUUCUGGCCAUAUUCAGCGAUAUGCACGUGGACGUCAAUUUGUACGCGCUGGUCUUUGGCGAGAGUGUACUGAACGAUGCGGUUUCGCUUGUACUGAGCGGUGCCAUUCAAAAUUACGGCGAGCAUUACUCGAGCAGCGGGGACUUUGAGAGUCACGCCUUCCUACGUUCGGUGGGAAACUUUUUCAGUGUGUUCUUCCUGUCGCUCGUGAUUGGCGCUUCGAUGGGUUGCUGUACGGCGCUGAUGACCAAGUUCACCCACAUUCGCGAUUUUCCGCUGCUCGAGUCGGCCCUGUUCGUGCUGAUGUCGUACAGUACGUUCCUGAUUGCGGAGGCGGCCGAGCUGACAGGUGUCGUGGCGGUGCUGUUCUGCGGAAUCUGCCAGGCGCACUACACGUACAACAACCUGUCGGACGACUCGCGGACGCGCACGAAGCAGAUCUUCGAGCUGCUCAACUUCCUUGCGGAGAACUUUAUCUUUUCGUACAUUGGCGUGUCGAUGUUCACCUUCCCAAAGCACCACUUCGAUCCGCUGUUUAUCUUCACGGGAUUCAUGUGUGCGGCCAUUGGACGAGCGAUCAACAUCUACCCACUGUCGGCGUUGCUCAACAUCGCUAGAAAACCAAAGAUUUCAUGGAACUUUCAGCAUAUGCUUUUCUUUGCAGGUCUGCGAGGAGCAAUGUCGUUUGCUCUUGCCAUACGGAAUACGGUGUCCGACGCACGACAGGCCAUGUUGACCACAACUUCACUGAUUGUGAUCGCGACUGUUAUCGUCCAGGGAGGAGCAUCCAAUUUCUUGCUGAAUUGGCUGAAGAUUCCCGUUGGAGUUGACGACGAAAGGGAAGUCUUGCCGUACCAAGGAGUGAGAAGCGUGUACAAUUCCAUGGAGAAUACAGCCGGGUCCAUCGAUGUCGGACUGAAUCUUAGCCAGCUGCAGGUUAAUCGACGGACUAGCUCAUUGGACCUGGAGAACCAGGACAGCGAAGGUGCGACUACGCCGGGCGGAACCCGACGGGGCAACGAGAAGGCCGUGCUGGCGAGGGUCUGGGGCAACUUUGACACCAGGUUCAUGAAGCCCCUGCUGACCCACUCGCGGCCUACGCUGCUCGAGACGCUUCCGGUAUGUCUCAGUCCGUUGGCCCGGCUGCUGACGACGACCGAGCAGCUGACACAGGAGGGCCCCACGCGACGUGCCGACUCCGACUCGGAUCUGUGCAUCGACGAGGACGACCGGACGUCCCGGGGGGACAGCAGCAUCCGGCGCAACUCGAUCAAUCGCCUGGAGAUUAUGGACGACUCCGUCCACGGUUCGCUGCACUCGGUCAACUUCACGAGCCGGAUCAUCCAGCACGGCAAACGGGCCGGCGGCAAAAUAUUCCACUUUUAGAAAACCACACCAAACGAGAUCCUGGUUUUCUUGCUUUCACCACACGCCCACGCCCACAAUCGCCCAUCGAGCACAAUUUUCGCGUGACUGUGAUAAUUCGAAGAAAGAAAAAAAGUAACAACGCGUUGUAAAUAUUAUUUAAACUUGUCGUUUGAACCCGAGCCUGAAAACCAUCCGAAUUAGCAUAACUCUCUCUCUCUUCGAUGUAUUUUGAAUGUGUGUCCAUGCAGAAUAAAGUUGCAAUCUUGUUUAAAUCUUUAAAAA